This is a messenger RNA of Effrenium voratum, 3184 nucleotides long. The record is from the annotation of a GenBank genome assembly. NCBI's taxonomy places the organism in Eukaryota, Dinophyceae, Suessiales, Symbiodiniaceae.
GCCUUGGCUGCCUUCGUGGACGCCGGGGGCCCCCAAGCCAUCGCCGCACUCAUCGCGAAGGUGCUUCCAGGUCUCCGGAAGCAACAGGGAAGCUACAGCCCGAAGCUGCUGCAGCUCUUCCUCAAAGAGCCGAUGCUCCGAUCGGAGCCAAGCUUCCUGCGGGAAGCCUUUCAGCUGGCCUUUGAGCUGAAGGAUUCGCACACUGCGCGGGAAGUGGAGGAGGUUAUGCUGCGCAACGUGCAUUACCAGCUCAUGGCGAAGCCCCCAGAGGAGGUGUUGCCGUUGCUCCGAGCGCUUUCUCCGAUGCAGCUCCUGGGGCCCCGGUGGCAAGCUUCGGUGGAGCUGCUCUUAGCAAGCUCCCGGCUGAAGCAGCAAAUUGCCGCCCUCAGGGGGUCUGAAUCCGAGAGUGAGCUGACAAAGCUGAUGCAGCCUUUGCGUGAAGCAGAAGCCCGGCGGAACCAGUCGCAGCAAGAGAUCCUGAACCGCAGCGCACGUUCUGUGCCAAAGGAGUUAUGGGAGCAGUUCGCUUUGGAUGAGGAUUCGCUGACGAAGGAGGUCGGCGCGAACAUCCUGAGUCGCCGUGACGAGGCCAGGAGGCAAGUGCAGGAGCAAGUGCAGGCCGCGCAGCGGGAGCAGCGAGACCAGAGGAAGGUGCAGUGGCGGCAGCAGGCCGAGACGUGCCUGUCAGAGCUCGAGAAGUAUUUGAGACAAGAGACCCGCGCAGGCGUUGAGGUCACGCGAUUGGAUGACGGCCGCAACUUCGAGGCGAUGAAGAUGGCCAUGCAGGAGUUCCUGAAGACGAGAGAGCAGUGCCUGCAGCUGGGGCUGGAGAUCGGGGCAGAGAGGACCAUGGAGGGCGCCAGACAGGCCGCGAGGCAGUUCUGCGAGCACGAGGCGCGGCAGGCCCGCGCCAAGGAGCGACUGCUGGAGCUGGGUAUGACGCACAGCGUCGUGAACAUUCUGCAGCAGAGCGGCUUGUUCCAGCGCCUUCCGGAGCUCAGCGCUGAGUUGCUCCAAGGCGUGGGCUUGCCGCCAGGAGUCACUGAGACCCUGCUCAACGCAGCGCAGGAGGGCGAGCUGAGCGAUGAGGCUUGCGCGCCUGUGGUGCCACGGGGCUUUACCUUGCAGCAGUCCAAGUCCUCUUCGUUUUACUACCUCGUGGACGACUCCAACCCCGCGAACACAAAGUGGGAAUGGCCCGCCCAGGAUGUGCCAGAGCAGGUUCAGUUCCCAGCACAGCCGCGGCUGGAAAAGCACGAUGACCCGCAUGCCAAGUACAUUUCUCCAGCCAGGUCUGAAGAUGGUCGGUGGUGCUACCUGUGCUCCUGCCACGCGAAUUUCGAGCAUCUGGAGUCCGGGCCGCACGAUCGCGCGCGCAGGAGCUGGAACCAAGCAGCCAACCUGAUGCGGCGGCUGAGCGAUGAGAUGUCUGAGAUGGGUACGACUGAUCCACGAAUCGACAAGGAGGAUAUUGCCCGAGUCUGGCAGCUGGAAGCCUUCCAAGUGCUGCAGCCAAUAGAUGAUUGGGUCCUGCCCUACUUCUGGCAUUUGAUCCUCGAGCCGUGGCCCACGAGCGCGGAGCUGCGGUCGCGCCUGGCGGCCGCGGAGCUCGGGGAGCCGGAUCUGCUGCGCUACCCGGAGGUGCCCAGGCCCGGUCAAGACUUCCCGUGCUUUCCGCGGCCCUGUGUGGACGCAGAGAGCGUGUCGGAGGAUGUGAAUGCUCUGAAGCCAAUGGAGCUUUUGAGUCAAGGCUUGCUGCUGCAGCAAAACGGGAGCUACAGAUGCUGGUAUUGUGACGAUACAACGGACAUCCUUGCCAACGAGGUGAGAUACCACCUCACCCACGGCAAGGUGGCUCGUUCGCACCACAAGCAUCGUGUGGCCUGGGACAGCUACGUGGAGUUUUUGGAGGAAGGCUGGAAAGCUGAGGUGCAGGGCUGCCACCUGCAAGGCAAGACCUACACCUGCGAGUGCGGCAAGACCGGGGACGCAUGGGAGUGCGAAGGACAUUUCCAGGAGAAGAAGCACGUGGCCUUCCUGAAGAAUCGGGAGGUGCCACAGGCGGUGCAGGCCAGAUGGAAGCAGCGCUGGGAAGAAGAGUUCCAGGCGAAGUGCGCGGAAAGUUUGGCCAGGACCUGCGAGCGGCAGCGGCUCGCGGACGCCACGCGCGCGCUCUUCGCCACGCCGGCGGGGCCGGCGGAGGCGUCAGCGCCGGCGUCGGCGGUGCAAAGAGAGGAGCCGCCGGAAGAUGCAGAGCCGCCUCUUCCGGUGCCGGGGAAGGAUUUUGAGGAUGUGUCGGAUGGAAACAUGCUCCAAGGCAACCGCUGUCUCUGCUGCUACAAAGAUGUGCCGGCCAGCGAACUGCGGAGCCACAAGGAGACGCCGUCUCACGGCAAGCAGUUGAAGUACGUCAUGCACGCCAUUGGUCUCCUGCAAGAGCACGGUGACAAGCUCUGGCGGGAGGGCAUGACACUGAAGGAUGGAGUGAUCAAGUGCAGUUGCGGCAAGGAGUGCGCCUGGUGGGAGAUAAGCCGCUGGUUCAGUGAGGGCAGCCUCCAUGCCGAGACGAAACAACAUCAGAAGUGGCGCCGCAACGAGGGGUGGCCGCCCCCGCCGGAGAUGCCCUGGGACGCCGCGCGGCGCGCGCGCUGGCUGGCCUGUCUCAAGGCUACCAGCCCGCCGGCUAGCCGCGAGCGUGAGGAGAUUCCUGAGCCGGCGGUGAAGCGCCAGCGUACCGAAGCGCCAACCAGUGCUGCCAGCACCGAGACAGGCGCGAGCAGCUCUGGGAGCCGCCCGAGCGUGGCGCGGAGCAUGCAACGAGCUGUGACGGAGGGGGUGGGCCCUCCGACUGCUGAUGAGAUCAAGGAUGCGAAGGAGAACUGUGAACACCGCCGCAACUACCCGCCGCUGCCUGGAGAUCUGCAGUGGGGCUGGUCAUGCUUCAAGAAAAAAACCAAGGAGGGCUGGAUUUGGUGCUCGCGGUGUCAUGUCUGGGUGGGUGUGGUGAGUUGGGAUGGCAGCGCAAAGUACACCUUGAGUGACGCUGCCGGCGAGCGCGGGAGCUGCCCGCAUUUUUCCCCUGAGCAGCUUAAGCGACGGUACACAGGCAAGUGAUCGGCGAGAUGCGAUGUACAAAGAUACGACGAUGUGUAGGAAGCACCCCCCUCAGACUAGCAUGGAUCCC